This is a messenger RNA of Copidosoma floridanum, 2887 nucleotides long. It is a transcript of the gene pnt, whose product is annotated as ETS transcription factor pointed. Lineage: Eukaryota; Metazoa; Arthropoda; Insecta; Hymenoptera; Encyrtidae. Gene Ontology annotation, molecular function: DNA-binding transcription factor activity, RNA polymerase II-specific; sequence-specific DNA binding. Gene Ontology annotation, biological process: cell differentiation; regulation of transcription by RNA polymerase II. Gene Ontology annotation, cellular component: nucleus. The record is from RefSeq and is a predicted model, not a curated record.
CCGGCGCAAGUUCCGCCGCUUACACCUGGGACCAACAAGAAGAUGACCGAGGCUCUGAAGGCAUCCUUCGCGUCGUGGGAAAAAGAACAGAUCCGCCUUAACAUAACCAAAGAUCCACGACAAUGGUCGGAAUCAGCGGUGUCAAGCUGGCUGCAAUGGGCGAUCCGCGAAUUCUCGCUCGAGGGCGUGGCUAUGCAGUCCUGGCAGCACAUGACUGGCAAGCAGAUUUGCGCCAUGGGCAAGGAGUCCUUUCUCGCCCGAGCCCCGGUCUUCAUGGGUGACAUCCUCUGGGAGCAUCUCGAGAUACUUCAGAAAGACGUUGACUUGGAAAAAUCGUCGCUGGAGAAUAUGCCCGCCAACCUGUAUGAGAGUGUUUGCGUGCCGGAUCUCAACGAAUUUCUGAGUUACCAGGCCAACAGCACUACUUCAGUCUCAUCCACAGCAUCGGAGACCGCCAAGGGACCGUCCACACCCGCUCCGGUGCAGCAGCAGUCUCAGUCGUCUGUCGUGCCCUUGACUCCCAGGCAGUUUCGCAGUGACGGAGGUUACCACCAUUUACGCAGUCCCGCCUGCAACCAGCAGGAUCAGCCACAAGACAGCCGACGCAGGGAAAAUUCGCCUCAAUCGCAAUCGAGUAGCAACGGCUCCCAGCACCCCACGUCCACGGCCUCUGCUGGCCUGACGCCCCAAACUCCAUCUGCCAACUCUAAUGUCACUAACAACAACAACAACAACAGCAGCAGCAGCAGCAACAACAACAACAACAACAAUAACAAUAACAUUACCAACAACAACAACAACAACAACAGCACGCACAAUAACAACAACAACAGUACGACCAGUAAUGCCUACAUCCACCUGCGGAAUCUCAACCAGCUCAAAUCGGAGUCAGCGUACGCGAAUCACCAGGCUCCGAGUAAUGAGCAGCAGCAUCUACAGGCGGCCAAUAAUGGGGAGAUCGAUCUGAGGUCCUCGGUCGGCCCGGGAGCUGACAACUACCUCAACCCGGCCCAUUACUCGGGCUAUGAGGAGCCAGCGGAUUACCACGGCCUCGGUGGCCACGAGCACCAUCCUGGCCACCCCUACGGCCUCGACGGCUCGCCCGAGUUUUACGGCCAGGCCAGUGGCAUGCAACUCGAGCCCAAAUACCAACCACCGCCCUUCAAGAGCUACUCUCGUGGUCGUUACCAUGACAGUUACAGCGAGGGUGGCUACGGUCAGUACGACUCGGCGCCGUUUCAGACCGUGCCGGGUAGCACCGGACCGGGUAGCGGUAGCGCCAACGUGCCCAGCGGUGUCGGCGAACAAUGGAGCGUCGGGCCCACAGCUGACCAUCUGGCCCAUCACCAAGCAGCCUUUCUCGCGGGUCUUGGGCCUCGGGAUCCCGCCAAUGCUUCGCAUCAUCCCUCGUCCAUGGGCAACCAAAAUCCGGACCAUCAGAAGCCACCCUUACUGCCCAGCGCCAUGCUCGCUGGAUACGCCGGAGGCGGGCCCUGCUUUACGGGCUCAGGUCCCAUCCAGCUUUGGCAAUUCCUUCUCGAGCUGCUUACCGACAAGAGCUGCCAGGGCUUUAUAUCGUGGACCGGCGACGGAUGGGAGUUCAAGCUGACCGACCCGGACGAGGUGGCACGUCGCUGGGGCAUCCGAAAGAACAAGCCCAAGAUGAAUUACGAAAAGCUCAGCCGCGGUCUUCGCUACUACUAUGACAAAAACAUUAUUCACAAAACAGCCGGCAAGCGUUACGUUUAUCGCUUCGUCUGCGAUCUCCAAAGUCUUCUUGGUUACAGUCCAGAAGAAUUGCACGCGAUGGUGGAUUUGAAACCCGAGAAGAAAGAGGAAGACUGAACUAUCCAAACUUUUUGGGACUAUGUUAUUGAAGCACCGAAGAGAUAAGUUUCGAUGACGAUGAUCGGACGUGGCAACCUAUUCUUCGGCUAUGGAUUAUAUAGUUUAAACGAGAACAAACAUUCUUUCAACUACUCGUGUGUAAUCGCGUUUUCUUCAUUAAAAAAAAAAAAAAUAAAAAAUAAGAAGAAGAAGAGGUAGGAGAAAGAGGAGGAGAGUAUGAAGUGUAGAAAAAAAAUGUAUGCGAGUGCGAUAUAUUGUUUGAAAGGUGGAAAAAUGAAUGGAAUAUGCCGCAUUUCAGUGUUUAUGGACUAAAUUCAAAGGAAAAGGAAAAAGUAAUAGUACAGAGAAAUUUGAAAAUGUUGUAAGAUUUGCCGUUCUUCUAGUUUUAAAAUACAAUUUUUGACGUGCAACUCAAGCAAUCAAUGGCCCUUACUCUACAAAAGUACAUUCCGUUCCUGCUUCCUCUACUUUUUCUUCUUUUUUCUCUAAACAAAAGAGAUGAAGAAAGAAAGAAAAAAAAAAUUAUAAAUGCAAUGAAAUUGAAUCGGUCGUAUGUACCAAAGACAGGGUCCGUAUACCAUUGGUGCCUCAAAGUAAUAAGCUAAAAUGUGAAAUCUUUUUUUUUUUUUUUUUUCGAUCGACGAUCGAUUUGCCACAUAAGAUUUUAGAAAUAUUUAUGUAAGAGUAAUUUAAAGACAGUUUAUGCACAUACAUGCACACACAUUUAUAUUUAUAUAUUUGUAUAUGCAUAUACAUAAAUAAAUAUAUAAAUGUGUGUAUGUGGCAUACUAUAUAAAAAUAUAUGUAUACAUAUAUACAUAUAUUUAAGUUUACGUGAUUUUUAAGCACUGUGGCAUCGAUUUAUCAAUGAUGCAUCUAAAUUAUUUAUGGCGCAUCUUUUUAAUACGUGUGUUAUUAUAUCUCGUUGAUAGAUGACACGAUAUGUGAUUGUUAUGACUUUAAUUUUACUACAAUAAAAUAAUAUACCAAUAUUUUAUGUUUGAUUCUUGAUGAACCUACUCACAUAAAUUUUGCUUUU